AUGAUUACAGAUGACAUCCACGACCACCCCAAGUCCGACUGCUUCAUGAAGAUCCUGCAGGGCGACGUCAAGGAGGCACUCUUCGACUGGCCCAAAGGGGAGGGAUGCAAGAUGACUGAGAGGUUUCACACAACCCUGAAGGAAAACCAGGUGUCCUUCAUGGACGACUCCAUUGGCUUGCACCGUGUGGAAAAUGUCAGCGACACCAAGUGCGCAGUCAGUUUGCACGUUUACAUCCCCCCAAUUGAUCGCUGUGACAUCUUUGACGAGCUCACCGGCCACAUGACAACAAUCAAAUUGGAUUACGAUAGCAGAUAUGGAGUGAGGACUUAA
This is a messenger RNA of Nerophis lumbriciformis (worm pipefish), 333 nucleotides long. RefSeq names its product cysteine dioxygenase type 1-like. The record is from RefSeq and is a predicted model, not a curated record. Gene Ontology annotation, biological process: L-cysteine catabolic process. Lineage: Eukaryota; Metazoa; Chordata; Actinopteri; Syngnathiformes; Syngnathidae. Gene Ontology annotation, molecular function: cysteine dioxygenase activity; ferrous iron binding.